Molecule: messenger RNA, 2338 nt
Organism: Hevea brasiliensis (rubber tree)
Lineage: Eukaryota; Viridiplantae; Streptophyta; Magnoliopsida; Malpighiales; Euphorbiaceae
Exons: 2
Coding region: 31-507 (158 amino acids)
Source: RefSeq, a predicted model, not a curated record
GGUUUUCUACGGUGACGAGUUGGACUCGCCAUGACUCAGUUGCCCCCGUUUUUUCAAGACAGGAAUUAUGAGUCAACGAUUAAAUUCCAACUCGAUGUGAUGAGCGAAUAUGGGGGUGAGGAUGUAGCGAAGGAGAUUUCAAAUAAAAGGAAUCAUGGCUCGGUGGCUUUUGUGGUUAAAAUUUUUGCUUGGAUCAGGUUUAGCUCUGGUUUCUGGAGAAUGAGAGAGCAUAUGCUGCGGGUUCAUUGCAAUACGGUUCGAAUUGGGUAUUCGAGAAUUCAUGGGACCUGGAAUUCCAUGAGCCAAUCGAAGAAAUGCGAGGUUUAUAUUUGUUGUGGCAUUAAUGGUUUACAAGGAUGUGAAAUGCAACAGCAUGACUGGACAACCAUUUGGCAUGUCAGGAUGAGCACAAGGAUGUUUCAAUCAUCUACUGAAAAUGUCCAGGGGGGUCUGUUAGUCAUCUGUGGAAAUAAUGUUCUCCCUAGGAAAUUUAUUUUAUUCUUUUAAGGGAAGUAGGAUUUGGCAUACCUCAAGUUGGAUUUAUUUCUUUAUGAAGUCUUACAUUUGAAUAAACCAUCCAUCCUUUACCUAAUUCUCUUUUGGAAUUUGACAUUAAGCAGUAUGUUUAACAGAUUGUCUUGAGGUGUCUAUUGUCCAUCAAGAUGGGUUAUUCUUCCUUUCAAAAUGCAUUACUCAUUUACUAUUGUGAGAAUAAGAGAAAUGACACUUUUUUUUUUUGGUUUGGUUUCUUCUGUAUCACUAUGUGGGUAAUAACUGUAUAAUGGAUGUGCCUGGUGUAGUAUGUGUAAUAAGCUUCAUGUUGCUAAGCUUCAUCUCCAAGAUUUUUAAGUUUAGUUGCAACAUUUUCAUUGUGGAUUUCAUGUGGUUGUUUAAUGAUAGCUAGCUGAUUAGCAUUUCAUUAAAUGUAAGAUUGGUGAAUUGUUUGAUGCAUUUAGGUGUAUGGGAGCUCUUUCUGAAUAAUUUGAAUUGGUCUUGCUCUAUACUUGAGUACUCCACAUUGAUGGUUCUUGUGAAGAAUCAAAGAUAUGUUUAUGAGUUAUAGGGGUUUCUGCCAGAUAUUUUCCCCCUUUUUGCCGUCAGUGCUGGUUAUGUAGGUUAAGAUGAUUGACUUUGAUGCCUGUACCGUAGCAUAUACUGUAAUUUGUUGAAUUGUUGUCUUUUCAAUGUAGUUUUAGCAAUAAAAGUCUUUAAUAGCGUAAAAUUCAAUUAGUCAGGAAGACACUAAGCUUGUCUGAUAAGAUGUAAUUACGCAAAAUGGAAUGCAAUUAAAAUUUGUUUCAUUACAUUACAUUAUUUUCAAUUACAUCAUACCAAACAUGCACUAAAAUUUGUUGAAUUUGCUCCAACUUUCUUAUUUUCUGAUGUCUGAAUUUGAAUGAUGAUAGCUUCUGACCGGAAAGUCAAAGCCCGGAUCUUUAUUGUUAUGUCUAUAUGAACUGACACAUGCUAAACAGAUCCAGUAAAACUACAACCACAACAAAAUUUUUUUUCCUUGCUAUUUCUUUUGUUAUUUUAUUCACAUUAUUUUUCAGAUCAAUUUACAUUAAGGUCAUGUGAUGCUUGGGGUUUCAUCUUUAGGCAUAUCUAUGGGACUCCUAUGUGAUAAGAUGUUGAGGAUCUGUAGUUAGAGUUUGUAUUGGCCCUAUCUUACUGAGAACCUUAGCUUGUAAUGCACUGUCACAUUAACUUCCCUUUUGAUAGCCGUUGCAUGCACUGGAGCAUCCAUAUGACUGAUGAUUAUGCACAGAGUAUCCUUUCUGAAACUUUGUCAGUCAUGAAAGAAUUGAAAUUUAAUGUAUUUAGAAGCCUGUGAAAAACAAGGGCAAGAAGAUUGCUUCGUAGUUGGAGAUGUCAAGAUGAGCUGCAAUUGCAGGCCUUGUCCUUGGUUAGGUCUGAGAUAGGUUGACAGUUGAUGAGGUGCAAGGUGGUUUUGGCUUACCGCAAUUGCUGCUAUUUUACUGUGGCCAUCUGAGGCACUUUCGUAUCUAUCCAGGGAAAGCAAGAUCAAACCGUGACUAAAGCCGGCACGGCAUAGCUUGUGAGUGGAUUGGUUAAAAAAUUCAUAUUAUUCAGUUAUCAGUGAUUAAUGAUUGUAUGCUUAACAAAGAGGCAUUAGUGUUAUGAAAACGAAAACUAUCUUGAUUUUUCAUGUUGCUAGUAUGCUGUUAGUGUAACAUCCUUUUUAAGGAUCACUUGCUUUUCAUGAUUGAUAUGUAUGCGAUAAAUGUAACCUAAUUAUAUGUAUAUCCCCAUACAGUACAGUAAUACCGAUGGGGUGAAAUUGUUGGAUAAUAAUUGUAUUAUUUUUAUUUUAUGA